Durio zibethinus is the source of this 696-nucleotide messenger RNA. RefSeq names its product basic blue protein-like. Gene Ontology annotation, molecular function: electron transfer activity. The record is from RefSeq and is a predicted model, not a curated record. Gene Ontology annotation, cellular component: plasma membrane. NCBI's taxonomy places the organism in Eukaryota, Viridiplantae, Streptophyta, Magnoliopsida, Malvales, Malvaceae.
AUGAGAAAGGGAAUUAUAAAAAGUUCAAAACUAGUCCUUGCAGCGAUGCUACUUUUCAUGGUGCUUCAAUUUCAGGCCAUUCAUGCAAGAGUUCGUCAUUCACAGCCAACCACAUAUAUAGUUGGAGAUGAAGAAGGCUGGGACAUGAUCUAUGACAUGGAAAGCUGGACUCAAGGGAAACCCUUCCAUGCCGGUGAUCUUCUCGUUUUCAAAUAUGAUGAUCAGAGGUUCAAUGUGGCGGUCGUAAAUCAAGAAGGGCACGACUCAUGUACCCUUAACGAUGGAGCCAAAGUGUUUGAUUCAGGGAAUACUAAUAUCAGUCUUGUGUUCGGAGCUAAUUAUUUCAUCGAUAGUGCUCCUGAAAUAUGUGCCGCUGGAAUGAAGAUGGCCAUCAACGCCACCGCACCACCCCCAUCAUUUUAGUUAUUUCAAAGCAUUUUUGUUUCUUUUGCAGCCAUUUAAUAAAAGCAUUUAGUUAUGUUUUAUUUGCGAGUAAGCAAAUGCUUGAGAGCCUUACUCAAUUGGCAUGAAACUCAAUAAUUAAAGUAUAAUAAAUAGUCGUUUGAGACUUUGAAUCAGAUAGAGUAUUAAGAUGUUAGAAUUCUUUGAUUUGAAACUCAAAUUAUGAGACUGGUUUUUUUUGUUUUCUUGGGAUUGGGAGAGAAAAGGGUAAGCAUGAAGAUGAUUAAAGGUGUU